UAUAAACGGAAACAACAUUUAAAUCAACACAAAACGAGCGAACAUUCAAUUAAUAACACAAUUAAUAACAUCCAGUAUUUUCACUGUCUUUGGACUGAUUGUAAAUAUAAGACUCAACGCAAAUGGGAUUUAAAUCAACACCAAUUGAGUCAUUCAGAUAUAAAACAAUUUAAAUGCAAUUAUAAUGAUUGUAAUAAACGUUUUAAAAAUCUAAAGAAUUUAAGUAAACACAAAAAUACAGUUCAUUUCAUUAAGAAAUUAUUUAUUUGUGAUGUUAAAGAUUGCAACAAAAGUUUUUCCAGAAAACGAAUGUUAUUUCAACACAAAAGUUGUGUUCAUUUGAAUGAAAAGCGAUUUAAAUGUAAUGAAGAAAAUUGUGGCAAAAGUUUUGGCUAUGAAUCACAUCUAUAUAAACAUAAACGGUUGCAUUCGGGAGAAAAACCAUUUAAAUGUGAUUUCAAUGAUUGUAAUGAAUGUUUUAAACAAAAAUCUCAUUUAAAUGAACACAAAAAUUUCAUUCAUUCAAAUCGCUUAAUUCAACACAAAAAUAGCGUUCAUUUGAAUGAAAAACAAUUAAAAUGUAAUGAAGAAAAUUGUGGCAAAAGUUUUGGCAAAAACUCAGAUCUAAUUAAACACAAACGCAUUCAUUCGGGAGAAAAACCAUUUAAUUUAAAACGACAUAAAAUAUGCUUUCAUUUAAAUGAAAAACGAUUCAAAUGUAAUGAAAACAAUUGUGGCAAAAGUUUUAGUAUUAAUUCAGAACUAAAUAAACACAAACGCAUACAUAAGGGAGAAAAGCCAUUCAAAUGUGAUUUCAAUGAAUGUAAUAAAUAUUUUACAGCAAAAGGAAGUUUAUAUAAACACAAAAGAUGUGUUCAUUUGAAAGAAAAGCGAUUUACAUGUGAUGUAGAAAAUUGUGGCAAAUGUUUUACAAGUAAACCAAAUCUCAUUAAACACAAAGUCUCUCAUUCGGGAGAAAAGCAAUUUGAAUGUGAUGUCAAUAAUUGUAACGAAGGUUUUGCACAAAAACGCCUUUUGUUUGAACACAGAAGGAGUUGUCAUUUGAAUGAAAAACGGUUCAAAUGUAAUGAAGAGAAUUGUGGCAAAAUAUUUGGUACAAAAGCACAACUAAUUCAACACAAAUUGACGCAUUCAGGAGAAAAACCGUUUAAAUGUGAUUUCAAUAAUUGCAACAAAACAUUUCGAUCGAAAUCACAUCAUCACUUAAUUGAACACCAAAUAACGCACUCAAAUGAGAGACAAUUUAAAUGUGAUUUUAAUGAUUGUAAUGAAAGUUAUAAAUGGAAAUCACAAUUAAUUGGACAUAAAAAUAGUAUUCAUUUAAAGUUAAAUAAGAGAUUUAUUUGUGAUUUUAAAAACUGUAACAAAAGUUUUGCAUCAAAACUAUAUUUAUUUCAACACAAAAGUUGUGUUCAUUUAAAUGAAACGAAAUUCAAAUGUGAUGAAGAAAAUUGUGGCAAACGUUUCAUACAAAAUCACGAACUAAUUGCACACAAACGCAUUCAUUCGGGAGAAAAACCAUUUAUUUGCGAUAUUAACGAUUGUAAUAAAAGUUUUGCGCAAAAAUCAAAUUUAAUUUCCCACAAAAAUCGUAUUCAUUUAAAGGCAAAGCGAUUUCAAUGUAAUGAAGAAAAUUGUGGCAAAAGCUUUACUAAUAAAUCAUAUCUAAUGCAACACAAAAGCAUACAUUCGGGAGAACAACGAUUUAAAUGUGAUUUCAAUAAUUGUAAUAAAGGUUUUACAACAAAAACUCAUUUAAUUCGACACAAAAGUUGUGUUCAUUUAAAUGAAAGACCAUUUAAAUGUGAAGAAGUAAAUUGUGGCAAAAGUUUUCAAACAACAGCACAUCUAAAUGAACACAAACUCGUACAGUCGGGAGAAAAACCAUUUGUUUGUGAUUUUACUGAUUGUAAUCAACGAUUUUCAUUAAAAGGAAAUUUAAUUCGACAUAAAAAAGGUUUUCAUUUGAAUGAAAGGCCAUUCAAAUGUAAUGAAGAAAAUUGUGGCAAAAGUUGUAGUUCAACGUCAGAUCUAAUUAAACACAAACGCACGCAUUCGGGAGAAAAACUUUUUAAAUGUGAUUUCAAUGAUUGUAAUAAAUGUUUUACAACAAACGCAAGUUUAGUUAAUCACAAAAAAUGUGUUCAUUUGAAAGAAAAGCGAUUUAAAUGUGAUGAAGAAAAUUGUGGCAAAUGUUUUACAAGUAAACCAAAUCUCAUUCAACACAAAGUCGCUCAUUGGGGAGAAAAGCAAUUCAAAUGUGAUGUCAAUAAUUGUAACGAAAGUUUUGCACAAAAAAGCCUUUUGUUUGAACACAGAAGGAGUUGUCAUUUGAAUGAAAAACGAUUCAAAUGUGAUCAACAAAAUUGUUGCAAAAUGUUUGAUAAAAAUUCACAACUAAUUCGACACAAAUUUAGGCAUUCGGGAGAAAAACCGUUUAAAUGUGAUUUCAAUAAUUGUAAUAAAGCCUUUCAAACGAAAUCCGGUUUAAAUCGACAGAAAAAAUCUAUUCAUUUGAAGGAAAAA
Molecule: messenger RNA, 2547 nt
Organism: Medioppia subpectinata
Lineage: Eukaryota; Metazoa; Arthropoda; Arachnida; Sarcoptiformes; Oppiidae
Source: the annotation of a GenBank genome assembly